Ascoidea rubescens DSM 1968 is the source of this 2184-nucleotide messenger RNA. RefSeq lists its product as uncharacterized. The transcript has a single exon. The coding region runs from base 376 to 2184 and encodes 602 amino acids. NCBI's taxonomy places the organism in Eukaryota, Fungi, Ascomycota, Saccharomycetes, Ascoideales, Ascoideaceae. The record is from RefSeq and is a predicted model, not a curated record.
CAAGAAUGAAAUUUCACCUAGUUUUCUCCUAGAAAUGGUAUAUCAGCUUUAAUACCAACACCAAUAUCAGCUCUUUUAACACUUCAAUUAAGCCAAAGUCAAGUAACAAUUCAGUAAUAAUCUUGUUGAUAUAAACAAUAAAAACAACUGUUUCGCACAGCAGAUCACUGGCUCACUAGUCAACUUUCUUGCUUUUUUCUCUUGCUUUUCUUUAUAUUCUUUCGUUUUCUUCACCUCUCUUAUUGUUCUUUGUUUGGUUUAUAACUAAUCCUUUUUUGAUACCUUGAUUACAUAUUCUGUAUUUCAAUUAAUUAAUUAACCAAAUCACUUCUUUAUUCCCUUUUCAUCCUUAUUUUUUCGCUUCACUUAUCAAAAAUGGGUUUAUUUAAAAGAAGAACUAUAGGCACUAAAAAUCAAAAAAAAAUUAAUAAAAAUAAUCCCUCCAAUGGUUUUACUUCAAAAACAAUUAAUGACAUUGGAAAUGCUCAAAAAAUUCACAAAAAUAAUCCCCAAAAUAAUCACGAAAAUAUUCAAGAAAAUAUUAUUAAUACAAACCAAAAUAUAAAACCAAAUAAUAAUUUUAAUAAUAAUGACAAUAAUGAUAAUAAUCUGAAUAAUAAUAAUAAUAAUAAUAAUAAUAAUAAUAAUAAUAAUAAUAAUAAUAAUAAUAAUAAUAAUAAUAAUAAUAACAAUCUGAAUAAUCUGAAUAACCACGAUAAUAAUCUUAAUCUCAUUAAUACUUUACUAAUCCCUUCAAUGCCUUCUGUCCCUUCUUUAGUCUCCUCUCGAAACAAUUCAAAUCAAAACUCAAAGGUUAACACUUUUAACAGUGAGCUAGAAUUGAAACAGAUUCCUCAAAAUAAUUUUAAAACCUUACCUAUAGUUGAUACUAAUACCACUAAUACUAACAAUAAUGAUGACAAUUUUAAUACAAAUUUUAAUACUAAUAGUUUUAAUACAAACUUUAACAGUAAUUUUAAUGACAAUUCUAAUAACAAUUUCAACAAAUUUGAAAAGAAACCAAAAAAAAAAAGAUUCUCCAUUUUAUCCAUUUUUGCAAAAUCAGAAUACAAUAAAGACAUCAAAAAACUAUCAAAUAACAUUAACACUUUUGAAAACCAAACCAUAUCAAAUUUAAUCGUAAACAAAAAACCUCAAAGGAAAUCAAAAGCAAAAUCAAUAGCAAAUUUAGAUGCCAUAUCAAAAACUAUUAUCAGCUCUUCUCCAAUUAAAACCUCAAGAUCCGUUUCAAAUUCAAUUCAAUUAGAUUUUAAUAACACUAAUAACAUUAAUGACAUUAAUAACAUCAAUAACAAUAAUCCUAAUAACUGUUCUAAUAAUAAUAUUAACAACACUAACAACACUAAUAACUACUCUACUAAUGAUCUAGGUUCUUUUCUCUAUCAAGACAAACAAAAUACUAAAAGCAUCUCUCAAAACAACUCAAAGAGUAACUUAAUAUAUAAAAACUACUCAAAAUCAAAAUCAAAAUCAAUCUUACGCUCAAAAUCGGCUUUUGACCUAAACUCAUUCAUGAGCAAAUCAAGCAAAACAAGUAAAUCAAGCCCAACCAAAAAACAUCAUAAAAACAAUAAAUCAAACAAAAAUUGUAAAAGCCUUUAUCCUGAUGAUGAGAAACUACCUGAUGUGCCCCCUGCUUUCCUAUUCGAUGCAAAAUUAUUAACUCCUAAAACUGUUAUUGCUUAUAGAAAAAACCAUCCUGAAAUGACUCCAAAUAUUCCAAAUAGUAAUCAAAAUAAAAGAUACACUAAAUCGUUAAAUCACUCAGUUUUCCAUGUAUCAAGAAAUAUGACCACUACUAAUGUUAGUACUGCUGCUACCACUAUCACUACUCUUAACAAUAACAACAUUAAAAAUUUUAUAAAUAAUAAGCCAAAUAGCAAGAAAAGCGAUAAUAAAAUGGCUAAUACUAAAUCUCAAAUCUCUUUCCACCCCUUACCGAAAACUCCUUCAACGUCAAAUUUCGAUGAUUUAUCAUCAAAUGAAGAAAUUAAAGAUAAAAACAUUCAUGAAAACUUACUCAAUAUUGAAAAAUUGGAACAAAAAAACUAUUCUCUCGAUCCUAAUUUCAUUCCAAAAAAUAUAUCCAAUAAUUAUUAUGAUUUUCAUAACGAUCAUACAAAAAACUUUAAUGCCAAUCAAUUAGUUAAUGUUAAUAGUUAA